This is a messenger RNA of Somion occarium, 1609 nucleotides long. NCBI's taxonomy places the organism in Eukaryota, Fungi, Basidiomycota, Agaricomycetes, Polyporales, Cerrenaceae. The record is from the annotation of a GenBank genome assembly.
ACCACUUGGACGCGCCGAACCUAGUGAUCGGAACUUGCACCUAAACCAACAUGUCUGGCGAAGACGAUUCCAGUGGCUGGCAACUUACAGAAUCGGACCCGAGCGUCUUCACUGAAUUGUUAAAAUCACUCGGCGUACCUCUCGUUGUCGAUGAUUUGUAUUCCCUAGACUCAGGAGCCCUUUCCACCUUCCAACCUAUCCACGCACUUAUAUUCCUCUUUAAAUGGGUCGGUUCAUCGGCAGAACCAUCGAGCGGAGGCCAAUAUGAUCUCGAAUUCCCCGGCUUUUUUGCUCAUCAAGUCGUGAACAACGCAUGUGCCACUCUUGCAGUCAUGAAUGCAAUCGGAAACAUUCCGGACCUUCCCAAAGGAGUGCAACUUAGUGAUUUGAUUAACUUCACUGUCGGUAUGGAUCCUCAGACAAGAGGAAUGGUCAUUACGAGUGCGGACUGGUUAAGGGAAGCACAUAAUGCCCUUUCACCACCAUCGGCGAUUUCGUUGGAGGGAUUGGGACUUCCGAAGACUACUGAAGAAGCAUACCACUUUAUUGUGUACCUCCCGUAUAUGGGCAGCGUGUACGAACUUGACGGCUUGAAAGACAGUCCGGUUCAACAUGGUCCGUAUGAGGAGAAGGGCGAAGGUUGGUUGGCGAAAGCGAGGGAAGUUAUUGAAGCCAGAAUUGCGACAUACCCGCCCGGAUCAUUAGAAUUCAGUCUAUUGGCGCUUCACGAUGACCCUCUUCCAACACUGCAGACGAGCUUAAGUGAAGCUCAAGCUUCUGGAAACCACGCAGCAGUCGAGGAGAUCAUGGUCCGACUCGCAAACGAGAACUCGAAACGCGAACGAUGGGCGUUCGAAAACAGUCUACGAAGGCAUAACUAUGUUGGCUUCAUCCACGCUUUGCUCUCCGCUAUGGGUAAAGCAGGGGCACUGGACAAGGCCAAAGAGGACGCUCAGGCGAAGAUGCAAGAACGGAUAGCAAAACGCAAGGAGAAAGGUGAAGCCGCCAUGGACGAGGACUAAGCUUCUCAUUGGAAUAUGCUUCGAACAUUUCGUAUUCUCUGUCGAAAACAAUCUUCCUGCUAUCGUCACACUUCGUAAGGUAUACCUUCCGUUAUACUGGUAUCGUUCAUCUCUAGAUGUAUAAUCUCAUUCUGGAUCUCCGUUAUUCUCUUCUGCCAAGUCCAAACAUUGACUCUCAUUUCGAUCGAGAUCAUGGUGCAUCGACAGGAUUCCAAGUGACAGCCCCUUCCUUUCCCUGAUCCAAUGCGUCCAGUUGUUGCAUAUCUGACUCGUCCAAGGCGAAGUCGUAAACUUGGGCAUUGGACCAGAUUCGCUGUGGAUUGGCAGACUUGGGCAAGGGCACAAAUCCCUUCUGCAAUGACCAGUGAAUCAGGAUCUGAGCAGGAUCACGAUUGUGCUAGGUUAAAGAAAGGACCAUUCGAACGUCAAAUGUUGAAAAUAUGCACCAAACGAAAUAUGCCCGAACCUUCUGAGCAAUACUUGCUAUCGUUGGAUGAUCCAUGCGUUUGGCACGAACGAGAGGACUAUAUGCUUGGACAACGAUACCAUGUUGUUUGCAAUAUUCCACAAUGGGUUUCUGUUGGCAG